AUGCUCAUCAAACUAUCAGGAGCAGGGCUCAUAGCGAUCGAGUGGACUUUAAUCGGCAUAGCUUUCAUGCUUGGCCUCGCUCGCCUCGAUUUACGAUUCCAUCACCAUCAAUCGGGAUUUUUUCUCAGGGAUAUAUUCUACUUUUCCGCUCUUACCGUCGGACUGGUCAAUACCUCCCUUGACACCGCUCUAUGGACCAGCGGAAUUGAGCUAUAUGAGGAAACCAAUGAUACAUGGGCGGGCCCAGAGGAUGUGAUGGUCAGGGCUCUCAAAGUAGUUUUCGUCUCGUACUUGACCUUUUAUCUCCAGUUAUAUCUAACCAAAGCCACGCUGCUUACUCUCUAUUUCGAAAUUUUCGGACAGCGCUCGCGGAAAACCCUGAUCUCGUUAUAUGCCCUCACGGGCUUUUGUAUCAGUGGAUUUAUCAUCACUAUCUUCCUUCUGCUAUUCGGCGAUCCCUUUGGAUCCACCUGGUCUAUGGAUGCCUCACAGCGCGACGAGGAUCGUCAGUUUAAGAAAGAUGUUGUGGCGUGGGCUUUUCAUUUCGUCACAGACCUUGGCAUUUUUAUCCUGCCGAUCGUUUGCAUUAGCCGGCUACAGAUGUCCAGAGCACAAAAGAUCAGCGCAGGGCUUACCUUUGGCCUUGGCUUUAUUAACAUCAGCAUCACCAUAAUAAGGUGGUUCAUCGUCCAUUCGCCGGUCUCCCCACCAAGCACCUACGCCGUUGAUCAGGCUCUUUUCAUGACAGACGCGCAUACCUGUCUCAUAAUUUCCAUCCUACCAUCACUCCGACUCUACUUGAGGAUAUUCCGAGCCGAAAAGACCACGUCACGCGCUAAGGGCACUGAAUCCCGGUCGCACGCCCGAAAAGAACCCUCGACAUAUCAGGAGACAUCACAUCCUCACACAAAUGGGUGA
Molecule: messenger RNA, 918 nt
Organism: Clonostachys solani
Lineage: Eukaryota; Fungi; Ascomycota; Sordariomycetes; Hypocreales; Bionectriaceae
Source: the annotation of a GenBank genome assembly